UCCCGGUACCCUGCUCGCCUCCGUAACCCAAGCGCCCCCGGAAGGCCCUGCGCGCGCCGCCCCCGGAAGCCCUGCGCGCCGCCCGCCGCCGCCUGGAGAGCGCGCCGCCCGCCGCCGCCGGAAGCCGGAGGUUGGAGGGGGUCGCGCCGCCCGCCGCCGCAGGGGUCGCAGGGCGCCGCGAUGCCUGCGUCCGCUGGGCGCGCAGGGGCCGCGCGGCCGCGGAGGCCCGCGCUCGCCGGGGGCGCGCAGGGGCCACACGCGCGCGGGAAGCUCUGUCCGCCGACCGCACGCAGGGGCUUGGCGCUCGCAGGGAUCGCGCCGAGCCCUGACCGCAUCGAGCUCUCAGCGCAAGGGAUCCAGCGGCAUCUUCAGCAGCUCGCCAUUCAGGUCGUCCUCCAGUUUGACAAGGGUGGUAAUUUUACUGGCCAGCGAACUCCGGGAUCCCUUGAGUGUGUGCAGCAAGUUGAGCAGCAGACUGCAUUGUUGUUCAUCUGUAGGAUGGACGAUAAUAGUCGCUUUAAUCUAGAAAUUCGGAUUGUUGCUCACAAUUACCGUGAUAGUUGCUACAUCUUGGACAAAGUGGUGGAUGCUGACUUGACCAACUUCAAAGAUUUGGUUGAUGAAAUUGUUGACAAGUAUCCUCUAAGUUUCGGUGACUUAGUGAAAGUAUUUUACUUAUGCAUGGAUACAAAAGCUAACAUUCAAGUCUGCUCUGAUCAAGAUUUGGUUGAAAUGUUUUCAAAACAUAAGACUUCAAAGUGCUGCUAUUUGACUUUCUGUUACCAUAGCCCUGCUACUGAGCCUCAUGAGAUUCCUCUAUGGGAUGUUAGUAGUACUGGUCAGUCAAUUGAAGCUCCAUUCACCCCUUCAGUUUCAUGUCCUAGUAUAGCUGAACCCAGUCUUGAAACUCAUACUCAAUAUGCUGAAAUAGAAAAAAUGCCGAACCCAACCCCAGGCAAUGAGCAUGUGGGUAUUGAUGACGAGGGAUUGUAUAUUGACCUUGGUGUCCAACAUCCUAAACCUGCAAAUCGUGAAGCAUCCCCAUCAGACACAUGCUAUGAUUCAGAUGGCGUUGAUGAAUCUACCUCGGAUGAGAAAUAUGAAAUAGAGGACAUAGAUGAGGUUGUCAAAGAUAGAGAGCCCGCACAGAAGCCUGAAUUGAAUUAUGACAAGAAUGCAGACACCAAGGAAGAAACGAGCCGUCAUGAAGAAGCUUACACCAAUGAGGGCUGCAGUUCAAACAGAAAUUCCAUCCAGCCCUGCUUCAAAUACUAGAAGCAAAAAGAAACUCCUGCUUGAAUAAAAUGUCAUUUCUGAGUGUUAUUUUGAGAGUAGUUUUUGCUAUGUGAUGAAGCAUCAUUUUAUUUUGGCAUGUAUGGUCUGGAGGAGCUACUUCUUUUGCUUUGAUGCUUCAUGCCAUGAUCAUGUAAUUUAAGGCACUUGUGGUUUGGAUGCCAAAUACUUAUGUGAUGAAAACUAGUCAAUUUAUUAGCUUAAAUGUUGCUGAAAUGAACAAGUACUUGUUCCUGUUAUUUGUUGUUUUUAUUACUGAAUGAAAAAUGGUGUGGUCA
Panicum virgatum (switchgrass) is the source of this 1571-nucleotide messenger RNA. RefSeq lists its product as uncharacterized. The transcript has 3 exons. The record is from RefSeq and is a predicted model, not a curated record. NCBI's taxonomy places the organism in Eukaryota, Viridiplantae, Streptophyta, Magnoliopsida, Poales, Poaceae. Bases 181 to 1275 code for a protein of 364 amino acids.